AUGAGGCGCGGGCAGCUCGCGCGCUACGCGCUGCUCGCCCUGCGCGCCGCGGCGGACUGCAACUUCGCCACCGUCGUCCACGUGCACCGCUGGACGGCGACCUUGAGCGCCCGCCUCCUCGACGCGCGCGACUCGCUGCGGCGCCGCGGCUGCCGCCUCAUCGUCGUCACGUCCGGCUUCGCUCUGAGCCUCGACGGCGUGACCUGCGUCGACGGCACGGAGACGCGGGCCGCGGCCCGGGCCUUCCCGUCGCUGUCGGGGUCGCUGCACCGCAAGGCCUUCGCGGGCUGGAAGGGCGACCGCGGCCUCGUGCUCGCGUACGCGGCGGAGCGCGCCGUGGCGGGCGCCUGGGCGGCGACGACCCUCGAGCCCUACUUCUGGAAUUUGGAGGCCGACGUCGCCUGGAAGGGCGACCUCUACGAGGCGCUGGCGGACUGGAACGACCGGGCCGAGGACCUGCUCUGCAUCGACCUCACGCGGUCGACGUACGACUGGGCGCACCUCCGGUCCCACGACCCGGGCGACUGGCUCCGCGACGAGGACAAGCACAACUGCCUCAUGACCGCCGCGCGCGCGUCGACGCGGCUCCUGGAGCGCGUCGCGGCCGUCGCCGCGGUCCCGGGCCGCCGCGCGUACCUCGAGCUGCGCUUCGCGAGCGAGUGCGCGCGCCACCGGCGCCUGCACGGCAACUGCACCAUGCGCGAGCUCUGGGACGCGCCGGACCGCGCCGCGCGGCGGCGCGGCGCGCUCUUCACGUGGACGGGCAGCCGGCGGCACCGCCGCGUGUCGCCGCCGGCGCGCUUCGCCGAGCUCUGGGCGGCCGCGCCCAACGGCACGCUCUGGCACCCCGUCAAGGACGCCGGGGCCUGGAGCCUCGACGCGCCGCACGCGGCGAGCGAGGAGUGCGAGAUCCCCUGGUUCGUCCAGUGCGACGGCCACUACAUCGCGCGGGAGGGCUCGAAGUCGCCGCACGGCUGGCUCCGCCUCGAGGGCCACGGCUCCGUGUCCGCUCGGCCGUCCGAGCAGCGGGACGAGACGACGUUCGGGACCUGGAGGGUGCGGGACGAGCGGACCGUGGAGCUCGUCAUCGCGGGCGUCACGUACGUCAUGACGGCCGUCGACGACGUGCACAACACGGUCCACAUCGCCGCGCCCGGCGACGCCGCGCCGGACACGUUCGCCUUCAUCGACGAGGAGGGCAUGUGCUCCGUCCUGGCACUGCUGGUGCUCCACUGCGGCCUCCAGGGCGCCGUCGCUUUCCGCGCGCCGCUCGCCCGGCGACCGCUCACGGCGAGACACGCCACGGGCGAGGAGGACCUCGCGCGCCUGCGCGAGGAGAUCGCCGAGCUCGAAAAGGAUCUCCAGAUAAAAAAGCCGCCGCCGCCGCCCGUCGACGCGCCGAAGCCGGAGCGGCGGCGCCCGGCCGGCGGCGCGGCCAUCGUCGACGGCCGCGUCCGCGUCGACAGCGUCGUCGCGAAGCUCGACGCGGCGCUGCUGCCCGCCGGCGUCGACGCGGACGCCGAGAAGUCCAAGUUCGCGGAGUUCUGCCUCUUCGACGCCAUGACGGGCGAGGGCCUCAAGCACGUCGAGCUCGGCGGCCUCCGCGCCGUGACCGUCGACGGCUCCGAGGAGCUCAUCCUCCUGCUCAGCGGCCUCGAGGACGUGAGCCCCGGCGACGACGUUUCGGUCAGUGAGCUCAAGGCCGAGACGGACAAGUUCGUGGCGACGCUGUCCAAGUACGCCGGCGAGGGGGACGCGGACGCCGUCUGGGAGAAGGUCGGGGCGGCCUACGAGGACGACGGCUCCGACGGCGGCGGCGGCGGCGACGACGCCGCCGACGGCGACGGCGACGAGGUCUUCGGCAUCGACCUGAGCGACGCGGCGACGCUGACGCCCCAGGUGCUGAGCUACCGCGUCGGCGAGCGCUUCGCCGAGUCCGCCGCGGACCACUGGCGCGACUGGUGCGCGGUCGCGACCGCGCGCGAGGCGCGGCGCGCGCCGUCGGGCGAGCUCCUCACGACGGGCGAGGCCGCGCUCUACGGCGCGGCGCUCGAGAAGCUGCGGGGCCGCAUCGACUUCGACGCCGUGUCGUCGGCGGCCUUCGCCGCCGAGGUCGCCGCGAACGCGACGUCCAACGACGAGACGUUCGCGCAGUCCGUCGGCCUCUUCGAGUUCGCCUUCCGCGCCGCGCUCAAGCGCGCGGCCGCGGUGCCGCCGGGCGACCGCACGGCCGCGGACCUCGAGGCCGUGUGGACGGCGCUCAACGUCGCGACGCUGCGCACGGCGCAGCGGGCCGAGCUCGUCCGCGACGUCGCGGGCUACUUCUUCAACGCCGUGACGGCGUCGCCCGCGUCCGAGCUCGUGCUCGACAAGCUCAAGAACUUCAACCUCGUGCCCGACGACGAGACGGACCCGGAGAAGCUCCGCGACGCCUUCGUCGACCGCGCGGCGACGGCCUUCGCGGGCGCCGUCGCCGUCUUCAACGUCCUCGCGGGGCUCCUGAGCUUCGCGCUGCUCUACGGCGUCUUCUCCCUCGUCAUCGAGCCGCUCUUCGGCUUCCUCGGCGACGCCGCGAGCGGCGCGCUCGACCCGGCCGCGCCGCGCGACACGAUCACGGACUUCUUCGCCCAGAGGCCCUAA
Messenger RNA from Aureococcus anophagefferens, 2640 nucleotides. RefSeq lists its product as hypothetical. The coding region runs from base 1 to 2640 and encodes 879 amino acids. The record is from RefSeq and is a predicted model, not a curated record. The transcript is spliced from 4 exons. NCBI's taxonomy places the organism in Eukaryota, Pelagophyceae, Pelagomonadales, Pelagomonadaceae.